This is a messenger RNA of Arvicanthis niloticus (Nile rat), 3003 nucleotides long. It is a transcript of the gene Aebp2, whose product is annotated as AE binding protein 2. The record is from RefSeq and is a predicted model, not a curated record. Lineage: Eukaryota; Metazoa; Chordata; Mammalia; Rodentia; Muridae. Gene Ontology annotation, cellular component: ESC/E(Z) complex. Gene Ontology annotation, biological process: regulation of transcription by RNA polymerase II.
GGAGCAGCAGGCGCCGCCAUGGCCGCCGCGCUCACCGACAUGGCCGACCUGGAGGAGCUCUCCCGCCUCAGCCCGCUGUCCCCCGGCAGCCCCGGGCCCGCGGCGCGCGGCCGGGCCGAGCCGCCGGAGGAAGAGGAGGAGGAGGACGACGAGGAGGCGGAGGCAGAGGCGGUGGCCGCGCUGCUGUUGAACGGCGGCGCGGGCGGCGGCGCGGGGGGCGGCGAGGCGGAGACCAUGUCGGAGCCGAGCCCCGAGAGCGCCAGCCAGGCGGGCGGGGACGAGGACGAGGACGAGGAGGACGACGAGGACGAGGGCAGCAGCAGCGGCGGCGCCGAGGAGGAGAGCAGCGCCGAGAGCUUGGUGGGCAGCAGCAGCGGCGGCUGCAGCGGCGACGAGACGCGCUCGCUGAGCCCGGGCGCGGCGAGCAGCAGCAGCGGCGAUGGGGACGGGAAGGAGGGCCUGGAGGAGCCCAAGGGACCGCGGGGCGGCCCGGGCGGCCCUGGCAGCGGCGGCGGUAGUAGCAGCAGUAGCGUGGUGUCGAGCGGCGGCGACGAGGGCUACGGCACCGGGGGAGGCGGGAGCAGCGCGACCUCCGGGGGCCGGCGGGGCAGCCUGGAGAUGUCGUCCGACGGGGAGCCGCUCAGCCGCAUGGACUCGGAGGACAGCAUAAGCAGUACUCUGAUGGACAUAGACAGCACAAUUUCCAGUGGACGUUCGACUCCAGCCAUGAUGAAUGGACAGGGGAGCGCCACUGCUUCAAGCAAACACAUUGCCUAUAACUGUUGUUGGGACCAGUGCCAGGCGUGCUUCAACUCCAGCCCGGACCUGGCAGACCACAUCCGCUCCAUACAUGUAGAUGGUCAGCGUGGAGGGGUAUUUGUUUGCUUGUGGAAAGGUUGUAAGGUGUAUAACACCCCAUCAACCAGUCAGAGUUGGUUACAGCGGCACAUGCUGACACACAGUGGAGACAAACCUUUCAAGUGUGUAGUCGGUGGCUGCAAUGCCAGCUUUGCUUCUCAGGGAGGGCUAGCUCGCCAUGUACCCACACACUUCAGUCAGCAGAAUUCCUCAAAAGUUUCUAGCCAGCCAAAGGCCAAAGAAGAAUCUCCUUCUAAAGCUGGAAUGAACAAGAGGAGGAAACUAAAGAACAAAAGACGGCGCUCAUUACCGCGACCACAUGAUUUCUUCGAUGCACAAACACUGGAUGCCAUAAGACAUCGAGCCAUAUGCUUUAACCUCUCUGCUCAUAUAGAAAGUUUAGGGAAGGGACACAGUGUUGUUUUUCAUAGUACUGUAAUAGCUAAGAGAAAGGAGGAAUCUGGAAAGAUAAAGCUUUUGCUCCAUUGGAUGCCCGAAGACAUUCUGCCAGAUGUAUGGGUGAAUGAAAGUGAACGACAUCAGUUAAAAACUAAAGUAGUUCAUUUGUCAAAGCUACCCAAAGAUACUGCCUUGCUAUUGGACCCAAACAUUUACAGAACAAUGCCGCAGAAGAGGUUGAAGAGAACUCUGAUAAGAAAAAUGUUCAAUUUGUAUUUAAGCAAACAGUGAACGACAUUUGCAAUCAACUAAAAAUUCGUCUAUCGAAUUAGGGCUGAGAAUUACUGUUAAAGAGUGUUGCCGUAUGUCUGAUGGCUCCCUUUUCAGGACUAGGGUCUCUCAUGGGGCACAGCAUGUUAAUAUUUACCUACAUAACUCUUGUCAAUGGUUUUUGAAAAAAACCUCAGUUUCAAAUUAUUUGAAUAAUCUCCAUAUUUUCAUUUAACCUCUGACUCUUUAAUUUUUUUUCCCUGAGGAAAGUGUUUUUGAGUUUUUUUUUUAAUAUUAAAAAAUUGUUUUUUUUUUUUUUUUUAAAUAUCUUCAGACUGAAUCUUUUUAUGCACCAAAGUUGGUUUUGAAAAGGAAAAUAAAAUCACUUUCUUGCUUGGCAGGCAAGAAGCCAUAUGGAAUUUUUUUAACUUUUACAGAAAUGUGUAACUUGUCAGUACUGUAUCAAACAAAUAUUGCAUAGAGAUAAUAGAGCGUUGCUUGUAAAUAAUUCAGCAGAUUUGUAAUAUAUUUUUCUAUUAUGAAAUGUACUGUAGAUGUUUUCUAGAGGCAUGAAAGUCAAUGUAUAUAUUAUGGUAGAAAUAAUAUUGAAGGAAAUGUAACUCACUAGUGCUGCCAGAGGGAUUGCUGACAAAGCACCUUUAGUGAGAGAUGUCUGCAGACGGAAGGGACUGUGUACUACUGUUAAUGUCUAAGAACAAAGCCUUGGGCAUCCUUCCAGAAAACCUUUGAGGGAGGACCUAGACCCAUACUAGAAGUUUAUGGCACUGCCCUCUGACAGUGACUGGAGUAGCUGUUCUUACUGUGGGAGCAUGGACUGUGAAGUAUGUGCUGAGCAGUCAGACUGCAGAAAGCACUCCUCACUCGGAGUUCUCACUCCCUACAGUGACAGGAACACCAGCAGUUUUUACUCUAAAGUUUUAAAAGAAUAGACAAAUAUAAAGUUAAUCCUUUGGUUCCAAAAUGGAAAAGGUUCCAUGAUGCAUAGCUCAUUUUCUCGGUUGUUUAAAAAAGACCACACGCACACAAGGUCCUAGAAGAAUGGGAGGCUGUAAUGGGGGGAAAGGUAGACAUGGAGCAGUCAUGGAGCCUGAGGGACAAGAGGGAGAAAGCACUGCGGAUGAGCUUGCUCUGGAACAGUCGUCUGAGAUGCUCUGUAGUAAAUGGGAGUCUAUUUUCAGAAGAAGAAAAAGCAGUGUGUUUUUACUAUUUUUUUCCUUUUGCUUAAGCACUUCAUCAUUUGUUUUAUUCUGUAUCUGCAAAGUACUCUGCAAUCUCCUUUGUUCCUUUAAAAUUUUGGUUUGUUAAAAUAUUGCCAAAUAGAGUGUUGGAGACAUAUAGUUUGUACCUGUAUUUUUAUUUUAUUGUCUUAUGUUCUUGUAAGUCAUUCUUAAUUGACCGAUGAUUGUAGACCUUGCUUGAGUAUUUUUUCUAAUAAAACAAAGCAAAUUACACUUA